Molecule: messenger RNA, 264 nt
Organism: Didymodactylos carnosus
Lineage: Eukaryota; Metazoa; Rotifera; Eurotatoria; Philodinida; Philodinidae
Source: the annotation of a GenBank genome assembly
UCUUUACUAUCAUUUCGUAUUAGUGUAGCUGAAGAUUUAUUGAAAUCGAAUCCACAGCCUCUAUCAUCACAGAAACGCGGCCGUCCAUCAUUACAUUCAAUAGAUAAAGAAAAUCUUGCACCAAUUCCACCUAGAACUGCACCUGGUCCAGCUCCAUCAACAAAUUCUCGUUUCGACAAAAAAAUGAACUCCACACCAUUUUUACCCCUUGUGGCUGGAUGUUGCCAAAUGGCAACAUCGAUAAUUACUUCGGAAGAUUUCUAG